CUAAGGCAGAGCAGAAACAAGAUGUCUACCAAUGAAGAGGAGGUUGGAGAAAUCCUUGAAUAUGACGAGUUGGAUGUUGAUGAUGAAGAAAUAGAUGAACUUCUUCACCUCUCUCCUUCAGAAGAAAUGACAGAGCAAUAUCACAAACUUUUAACAAGAAAUCAUAAAUUAGAGCAAGAGCGUCGUGAGCUAAUAUCUCAACUAACAAGUUUAAAGGAAUCUUCUUUAUACGAAUCUAAUAGUCAAUCGACCACUGGUGGUACUGCAACUAGUGAUCAUCUUGUUGAAAUAAAAGGAGAGCUGAAUCAUGUUCUAUUAGAGAAAACUUCACUGGAAGAAGAAAAUGGAUAUUUGAAGAAAAGGUUAGAAUUGAUUGAGGACCAGAAGCAGCUAAUGAGUGAAGAAAUGAAGAAACUAGAAGAAACAUCAAAACUUAAUGUGCAGAAACUUCAUAACAAAAUACUGGAAUGCGAUGAUAUUGCUAGACAGUUGUCAAAAUCGCAGGAGAAAGUGAAAGAGUUGGACAGAAAAUUGAGAGAGAUGGAUGAAGAACACAGACUAGUGAGCAUCUCAAGGAAGAGAUUAUCUGAUUAUAGUGACCUUGAACAACUAAACAAUACUUUAACCAAAGAAAAUGAAGUAUUAAAAGGCCGUGUAGAUAAUAACGAUUUAUUGAUAUAUCAACUGCAUACUUUGCGAGAUAAAGUAGCUAAACUUGAAGCAGCUCAAGUUGACUAUAAUGAAUUGGUGACAGAAAAUAAACUCAUGAAAGAGCAAUUAGAGUCAUACUCUAUAGAAGGAGGAGCAACUCCCCUAAGGUCGCCAUCUUUGAUGAAGUUACAGUUGAUUCAAUUUCAACAAAAAGAUAUAAUCCAAGCAACAAAGCUCUCAGAAAUGGAAACAAAAUUAACUAUUUCUGAUAACAAUAACAGAAAAUUAACUCAAGAAAUCGAGCAUCUGAAAGAAGAAAUGACAAAGUUAAAUUCUGAGAUAGAAAUUAAGAAUGAAACUAUCCAAAAACUGGAAAGAAAGAACAAGUUGAUUGCUAAGGAAAGAGAAGGCUGCAUUAAUAUACUUAAUUCUUAUAAACUUGACAUUGGAGCAGAUUCUGUGUUGAAAGAACAAGUUACUGAAUUGGAAGCAAGUAAUGAGAGAUUAAGGGCCAGGAUUGAUGAGUUAACAAAUGAAAUAGAAUCAAAAGAAUUAUUUGUUAAAAGAGAAAAGAGACAGAGGAUUGAUUAUGAUGCAGAAGUGUAGCAGUUCCCUCUCUUCACUUCCUUUCUUAUCUUCUAAUGAGUGUAGAGUUUGAUUUUAUGUAUCUCUUUGUCCAGGCA
Messenger RNA from Amphimedon queenslandica, 1334 nucleotides. RefSeq names its product mitotic spindle assembly checkpoint protein MAD1-like. The transcript is spliced from 11 exons. Gene Ontology annotation, cellular component: kinetochore; mitotic spindle; nuclear envelope. Bases 22 to 1257 code for a protein of 411 amino acids. Lineage: Eukaryota; Metazoa; Porifera; Demospongiae; Haplosclerida; Niphatidae. The record is from RefSeq and is a predicted model, not a curated record. Gene Ontology annotation, biological process: mitotic spindle assembly checkpoint signaling; attachment of mitotic spindle microtubules to kinetochore.